Molecule: messenger RNA, 2729 nt
Organism: Solea senegalensis (Senegalese sole)
Lineage: Eukaryota; Metazoa; Chordata; Actinopteri; Pleuronectiformes; Soleidae
Exons: 14
Coding region: 100-2670 (856 amino acids)
Molecular function (GO): metal ion binding; NAD+ poly-ADP-ribosyltransferase activity
Source: RefSeq, a predicted model, not a curated record
AGCUGCUCUCCCCCCGCCUCCUUUGAACACCACAGAAGCUGCUGCUCGUCGCCUUCAGACCAGGAGGGUAAACGACACGGAGUGAGAGCGUGUCCGAAGAUGGAGGAAACAGAAAUAUUGAAGUUUAUUUGUGCCAACCAGGGAGCAGUGAACACCGACGAGCUGCUCUACAAUGUGUGCUGCAGUGACUCCACUGACACCCUGUCGAACAGGGACAAAUUUGCUCUGUGUUGUCUCAACGGGCAGCCGAAGGUGGUGGCCAGGACCAGACUGAGACUGUGCAGAAAGAAAGACUGCCCGUGGUCGUGCGGGGGUCUCCACCUGUGUGUCAACUUCCUCUACAGCGGAUGCUGCUCGAGGAGAGUGUGCAGCUUCUGCCAUGAGCUGAAUUCUGCUUACAAUGAAGGGAUACUGAAACAGCAUGAACUGGAGAGUCUGAGCAGGACAGAGCUGUGCACACUGCUGCUGCAGAGCGACUACACGCUCCUGCCUCAUAUAUGUCAUGAUUACAACAAUAAAGGUGAUGGGGAGUUUGGCCGAUGUAAGGACGGAAAUGACUGUAAGAGACUGCACAUUUGUGAGCGUUACCUGAACAGUGACUGCCACUGCUUCAGGGUGCAUGCUUUUCACGCUCCACAGCCACUGAAAGUCCUGCAGAGUAAAGGUUUCCCCGACACUCUCAUGAGCUCUUUGAAAACCAUUUACAUAAAUAAAGAGGCCAUCCAAAACUCUGAUAAGGCCUCAGGCGACCACAGCAACACGCGCAGCCAUAAGCGGAGAAAUCCAAGGUCCUCUAACAGUGAUGCGUCUGCUGCUGACGACUGCAUGAGUGAUGCAAGCAGUGACGGUGGUCUGAAUUUGCCACAAACAGAGUGGUACGGACGGAGAGGUGGUCCCCUGGGAACCAGAGGCAACAGAGGUAACCUUCAACAGCGAUCCUCUUCCCCUAGCGACAUCCUUACUUGUAUCGAUGACUUGGAUCUGUACACUGAAGACGGUCUAGGUGAAGACGCCAGUCAGCACCAAGAGACAAACUCUACUACCAGUGACCCUGCUGAUGACAGCAACAAUGACUCAAGCAGCGACAGUGAUCAGAAGAGAAACAGACAACAGUACCAGGAUAAAGCAGCCAGAGGGAGAGGUGGUCACCAGGGCAACAGGGGUUCGACAGGUAACAGAGGCUACGUUGGAAAUAGAGGUAACAGAGGGAGAAGAAGACAAAGACCAGUGAGAGAGAAAACGGAGAUAUGUCUGUUUUUCAUCAAAGGACGAUGUAUACACGAUGAUGACAAGUGUUACAAAGUUCACGACAAGAUGCCGUACAGGUGGGAGGUCAGAGAGGGCGACCAGUGGACCGCCCUGCCUGAUAAUGAGGAGAUUGAGAGGGACUACUGUGACCCCAAAAAAUCACAGAGUUGUAGCACCCCACCAGUGCAUUUUGACACGAUGACCUGCGGACAGAACAACGUACGGCGACUCUCUACUCCUAACUCUUUGGUGGAGCCCACCUUCAUGUACACCACUGAAUGGAUCUGGCACUGGGAGGAUGGCUCAGGGAUAUGGAACAUGUACUCUUCCCCUGGUAGUGGACAUGACACAGCCGACAUUGACAGCACCAAACUGGAGCAGAAGUUUCUGAUCAAUGACAAAGAUGUGGUGGAGUUUACGACUGGCUCACAGUCAUACUCACUCAGUUUCCAGGAAAUGAUCCAAACGAACAAACAUUAUGGCACAAAGAGGCUUGUGAGGAGACGACCCCAGUUUGUCUCUGUAGCAGACGUCCUGACAAAGAGCGUGAGGAGACCUAAGAGUCAACCAACCUUUUGCCAUACACCAGGCCACUGGGAUAAGACCCAACUUCCUGAAACAGGAUACAGGCGGGUCUCCCUCGAAAGCUCGUCCGAUGAAUUCAAGGAGAUUGAAUCUUUGUUCUGUAAAACCAUGAAAGGCUUUGACAUCGUCAGUAUCGAGAGGAUUCAGAAUAUAUCACUCUGGGAAGUCUUUCAGUGGCAGAAGAAUCAGAUGAAGAAAGCGAACGAUGGACAGAACGUGAAGGAACGAAAGCUUUUUCACGGCACUGACUCCGAACACAUUGAUGCCAUCUGCCUCACCAACUUUGACUGGCGAAUCUGUGGAACUCAUGGAACUGCUUAUGGAAGAGGAAGCUACUUUGCCCGUGAUGCCAAAUACUCCCACAGCUACACCAGUAACUCUGCUGUCAAAUCCAUGUUCAUCUCGCGGGUGCUGGUGGGAGACUACACCAGAGGUUCCUCAGACUACACCCGCGCUCCUUCCAAGGACGACGGGAAUGUCAAUCUCUAUAACAGCUGCGUGGAUAAUGUCAUAAGCCCUUCUAUCUUUGUGGUAUUUAAAGAGCACCAAAUCUACCCAGAGUAUCUGCUGCAGUACAGGGCCUCAGUUCAACCCAGCACAUCGGUUCAGCCCAGUACGUCGGUUCAACCCAGCGUAUCUCCAUACCGACCCAGCACAUCAGUUCAACCCAGCGUAUCUCCAUACCGACCCAGCACACCAGCUCAACCUAGCACUUUGCACUACGAUCUCGGCACAGGCACGUACCAGUACAAACCCGCCGAACCUGCUAAACCACGCUUAGCCAGUUCUCCUCCCUCCACACCAAAGAAAAGCCCUGACUCCUGUGUCAUUGCAUAGGUGCAACGUUGAAAUAAAUAAUGUGCAUUGUGCACUAGAUGACCUAUAAUAGAAAUCAA